UGCGUCAGGAGGAGUGUAAACACUCCUCGCGCUUCAGCAGCAGCAGCUUCUUCAGUAGUAAUUUGUCGAGUUCGCAAACGUUGUGUUCCAGCGUUUAAUAUUUCACCAGCGAAAUGUUUUCUAGUUUAUUGCUGUUAGAUAUCAGAUGAUGUUAUAAAUUCUUUUUUGGGGGCUUUACAAGACCGCCUCAAAUUACUGCCAUAAAGUUGCUCUUAGCUAGUUCCAGCUAGCUAACGUUAGCUCUCAGACUUGUACAGUCUGCUUCCUUUUGCAACCGAGUAAGACGCAGCAUUGUUUCGGCUGCCCUAUUUUUUUAUGCUAAAAGCUCACGGUUCUCUGUGAUGAAAUGGUGCUUUCCUUGGUCAGCCUUUGCGCCAGGGAGGUGGUGAGGGACCACAGCUCGUCACCGUACUGGCUAAGGUGGGUGCCCAGGGAGCUGUACAGACCGCUGCUGGAGGCCUCUUUCACCGGCUGCAGACCGCUGGCUGUGGGUGAGCUGGUGCAGAGGUGGCCUGAACGCACAUUGCGUGUCGGCAGAAGCAGGAAACAAGGCCAAAUGGGGCCAAAUCGACUCUGCGUCCAGGCCCUGUUACUUGCAGUUGUCCGAGGAAUGUCAGACCAAAGGUGUGCCCUGCAAGUACUGGAUCUCUGUGGACUGCAAGGAGAUGAAGGAGGGAUGGGAGACCCCAUGGGAGGCUGGUCUCUGACUGUAGCGCUCUGCACCAUGGUCGUUCAGUCCAGAGCUCGAGCACAGAGGGCUCAGCGGGAGAGGAAAAGGUUAUCAGCUCUGGAGAGGGAAAAAGACGUGAAGAGAGAGAGGGGACAGUGGAAGAGGGGAAGGGAAACAAACGGCGAUGGGGCAGGCCCAGAUAAUGAGGAGCCGGAGGGAAACGGUAGAGAGAAGAUGGGCUCAUGUGGGACUCUGGGUGAAGAGGAGCUGAUUACAGGUGUGAGGAGGAGGAUGGAGGUAGAGAGGAGAAGAGAGACUGCAGUUCCAGGGUCAGGAGGCGGUAGAAAGGAGACCGAAGAUGUAAACAGUGAUGUGUUGGUGCAUGUGAGAGCUGAUCUUUUUGUAAACGCUCGCUCUUGGGAGCGUGUUCGCGGGGCUCUAAGCGCAUCGGGGCCCCUUAAGCUUCAGUGCAGAUACCUACGCGUGGAAGAGAUUUCAGUGUCCAGCAUCAGGACCAUGCUAGGCCUCCUGCCUCGCCAGGGUCUCCUGGGCAUCGAUGUCCGCUACAGUAGCCUCGGGGUGGCCGGCUUGGCUGAGCUGCUGCCUCUGCUCUCCACCUUCCCCGCCCUGAACUCUCUCCGCCUGCACUACUGUAACUUGGAUUUUCGCAGAGACCAACCCGGCCAAGAAGAGGCCCUGGGGGACUUGUCUCAGGGUCUGACCCGGCUACAAGAACUGCGGUGCCUCAGCCUCACUGCGCUGCGCUUGCCUGGGCAACUCCGUGUGCUGCUUAGCUCACUGCCUCGGCCUCUGGAGAUACUGGAGCUGCCAUAUUUGAGCCUGAGCCCAGCUGACCUCGCCUAUCUGUCCUGCAGCCACCAUGCUUCCACACUGCAGCAGCUGGAUCUGAGUGAGAACCGUCUGGACGAAAACACCCUGACAUCUAUCCGCCGCCUCCUCUCCCAGGCUUCCGGAGGCCUGCAGCACCUCUCUCUGAGUGGCUGUGGCCUCACCGACGGCCUGCUGGGACUCUUGCUGCCCUCGCUGGGAGGCUGCAGGGCCCUCAAGAGCUUGGCGUUGGCACUGAACCCUCUCUCCAUCGCCGGCCUCAUGGACCUGGUGAGGAUGGCCGUGAGAAUGCCCUCUCUCCGUCAGUUGCUGUACCCCAACCCCCUGGAGGACUACCAGCCGGGCCUUCCUGACCUGCCCUCCAGUGCGCAGCUCUUAGACUGGCCGCUGGAUGAAGCCACAGACAUCAACAUUACCAGCAGCCAGCUCAACAGGGUGCGCAUAGAGAGCGGGCGGUCCGACCUCUUUCUGACAUGCGACCUGCUCAAUUAUGAUAAAGACUUGGUGGACUAGAGCAGAGGUGAAAGGAACCAUCACAGACCAGCGCAAUGUACAUACACCUCACAAUCGAAUGUGUCCUCCUCUAGGGUUUCGAGAACGGGCCAUUUUUUAUAUUUGUUUACAAGACAAAAGGACAAAAUCCUUCGUCGAGACAGUAAUAUGCUUCAAUGAAAUGAUGCUAAACUACUUUAAUGAGUUAAUUUGUUGACUGUAUAAGUUAUUUUGUACCCAAAAUUGCUUUAUAUUCACGUCAACAGGAUAGUUACAACUGUCACUAGUACUUUAUUCAUACAAGGCAUUCAUUCAUAUUCACCAAUUAUUUGAGUGACGUACUCUCUCGUUGUGCUUUUCUAAUUUGCAUUUUUGUCAUACUGUAUUUCUUGUAUACCUGUUGUAAACAUGUCCAGGAUUAUGCUUGUAAAUCACCAAUUAUCAGGAAAUAAUGUAUCAAAUUACCAUUGUACCACAUGAUGCAUUUACAUACUGCCAGUCACAGAAUAAAUCCGUCAUAAAGCAAA
This is a messenger RNA of Anarrhichthys ocellatus (wolf-eel), 2538 nucleotides long. Its product is annotated as leucine-rich repeat-containing protein 14. The record is from RefSeq and is a predicted model, not a curated record. The transcript has 3 exons. Gene Ontology annotation, cellular component: cytoplasm. Lineage: Eukaryota; Metazoa; Chordata; Actinopteri; Perciformes; Anarhichadidae. Bases 347 to 2032 code for a protein of 561 amino acids.